Parastagonospora nodorum SN15 is the source of this 159-nucleotide messenger RNA. RefSeq lists its product as hypothetical. Bases 1 to 159 code for a protein of 52 amino acids. The record is from RefSeq and is a predicted model, not a curated record. The transcript has 2 exons. NCBI's taxonomy places the organism in Eukaryota, Fungi, Ascomycota, Dothideomycetes, Pleosporales, Phaeosphaeriaceae.
AUGUCGCAGCAAGAUGUCUGCAGCUGCGUGGAGAAGUGCAUCGGAUUCGGAUUUCCCAUCUCCUCUAUGAUGCGAAAUUCAGGCUUUCCGGUCGCAGGUUCCAUGGGGAAUCUCAAGACGUGGGCUGAUACCUUCAAGCCCACAUGCACGUAUGUAUGA